AUGACCAGGCUUGGUCUGACAGCCGACUCGUUCAAGCGCCGUACUCUUGAGGACGAGCACAACCAACUCAACAAGACUCUCAAGAGUCGCCACUUGAGUAUGAUUGCCAUUGGUGGCUCUAUCGGUGCUGGUCUCUUUGUCGGUUCUGGUGGAGCUCUGAGAACCGGAGGUCCCGCUGCUCUUCUCAUUGGUUUCGGUAUCAUGGGUGUCAUGAUCUUCAACGUUGUAUACGCUCUCGGUGAACUCGCUGUCAUGUUUCCCAUCUCGGGAGGUUUCUACACAUACUCUGUCCGCUUCAUCGAUCCUGCCUGGGGCUUCGCCAUGGGCUGGAACUAUGUCUUCCAGUGGGCGAUUGUGCUUCCGCUUGAACUGGUCGUCGCGGGUUUGACUGUCAAUUAUUGGGGCUUGGACGUCAACGUUGGCAUCUGGAUCACGGUCUUCUUCCUGCUCGUUGUCUUCAUCAACGUCUUUGGUGUCCUUGGCUAUGCUGAAGAAGAGUUUUGGGCAGCUCUCUUGAAGCUCUCGACUGUCUCCAUCUUCUUGAUCAUGGGUGUUAUCUUCGUGUGCGGAGGUGGACCAUCCAACGGCGAGUUCAGCGAGUAUGUUGGCGCACGCAACUGGUACAAUCCGGGAGCCUUCGCCGAUGGCUUUCCUGGUGUCUGCUCCGUGUUUGUCACCGCCGCCUUCUCUUUCUCAGGAACCGAACUCGUCGGUCUUGCUGCUGCCGAGUCAGCCACCCCUCAGAAGUCUCUUCCCUCCGCUAUCAAGCAAGUCUUCUGGCGCAUCACUCUCUUCUACAUCCUUGGCUUGUUCUUCGUUGGGCUGCUCGUUCGCCAUGAUGACCCUCGUCUUCUUGGAUCUGGAGGCUACCUUGAUGUAUCCACAUCACCUUUCGUCAUCACCGCAGUCGAUGCUGGUAUCCCUGCGUUUGGCGACUUUGUCAAUGCGGUCAUUCUUGUCUCUGUCAUCUCUAUCGGUCUCUCUGGUGUGUACGGUGGUUCUCGCACAUUGACUGCUCUCGCCGAACAAGGUUACGCCCCCAAGGUCUUCACCUAUGUUGAUAGAGCCGGCCGUCCUCUCUGGUCUACCAUUUUCGUUCUGGCUUGGGCUCCCCUUGCCUACAUCACUCUUGCCAGUACCGGAGUCAUCGUUUUCAAUUGGCUACAAUCGCUGUCUGGUUUGGCCGCUCUGUUCACCUGGGGUUCCAUCUGCCUUGCACACAUCCGCUUCCGCGCUGCCUGGAAGUAUCAGGGCCACACUCUCGACGAGAUCCCGUUCAAGGCUGUCUUCGGUGUCGUCGGAUCCUGGAUUGGCCUCGGCUUGGUAGUCAUUGUUCUGAUCGCUCAGCAGUUCUACGUUGCCGUCAAGCCUCUCAGCGUUGAAGCCUUCUUCUCUUCGUACCUUGCCUUCUUUGUCGUUGUCGUUUUCUACUUUAUUGGUGCUGUCUGGAAGCGCAAGAUCUGGCACAGACUAUCAGCCAUUGAUGUCGACUCUGGCCGUCGCGAGAUUGACUGGGAGCAUUUCAACAAGGUCAGGGCUGUAUAUGAGUCAUACCCUAUGUGGCGCAAGUUGUUGAGCCACAUGUUCUAG
Aureobasidium subglaciale EXF-2481 is the source of this 1590-nucleotide messenger RNA. RefSeq lists its product as uncharacterized. The transcript is spliced from 3 exons. Bases 1 to 1590 code for a protein of 529 amino acids. The record is from RefSeq and is a predicted model, not a curated record. Gene Ontology annotation, cellular component: membrane. Gene Ontology annotation, molecular function: amino acid transmembrane transporter activity. Gene Ontology annotation, biological process: amino acid transmembrane transport. NCBI's taxonomy places the organism in Eukaryota, Fungi, Ascomycota, Dothideomycetes, Dothideales, Saccotheciaceae.